Dictyostelium purpureum is the source of this 1230-nucleotide messenger RNA. RefSeq lists its product as uncharacterized. Gene Ontology annotation, biological process: RNA polymerase III preinitiation complex assembly. Gene Ontology annotation, cellular component: transcription factor TFIIIB complex. Bases 1 to 1230 code for a protein of 409 amino acids. The record is from RefSeq and is a predicted model, not a curated record. Gene Ontology annotation, molecular function: TFIIIC-class transcription factor complex binding. The transcript is spliced from 2 exons. Lineage: Eukaryota; Evosea; Eumycetozoa; Dictyosteliales; Dictyosteliaceae.
AUGCCAAGAGGUAAAAAAACAAAAGCAAUAGAAAAGGAAAGUAUCAAAGAUAAAGAAGAACAAAAUGAAGAAAAUGAAGAAAAUAAAAAUAUAGAUAAAGAAGAAAAUGAAGAAAAUGAAGAAAAUGAAAAUAUAAAUAAAGAAGAAAAUAAAGAAAAUGAAGAAAAUGAAGAAAAUGUAAAAAAAGAAGAAAAAGACAUUAAAGAGUUCGAUAGAGAAAUCGAAGAACUUGAACCUAAAGAUAAGGAUGAACAAAAUACUGACAGUACCAAAGAUAAUGAAAAAAAACCAAAAAAAGUUAGAAAAUCAAUCAAACCUAAAGUUAGAAAACCAAGGAAAUCAAUUGAAGACUCAUUCAAAGAAAUUGAACCUAGCGAAGCUGCAAACUAUACAUUAUGUGAUUUAAUUAAAACUAGAAUUAUUGGUGAUACUAUGAAAUCAACUUUGGAAAGAGAAAAAGCUUUAAAACAAAAUCAAAAUUCACUUUUAAGACAUCAACGUAGCCAACAACAAAACCAAAUACCACAACCUAUGAUGGAAAAUGAUAACUCUGCUGCAGUAGAAUUUGUAAAUGGUGUACUUACUGUUAAAUCACAAUCAACCGAGCUUGAUCCAACCAUUGAAGAUGCACCUGUCCUUUAUGAAAGCACUGACCAUAUUACCAACUUUUCGUUUUCAAAAAGAACACCAUCUAGAAGAUGGAGCGAAGCUGAAACAAGAGAGUUUAUAAUUGCAUUAAAAAAAUAUGGUACAGAUUUUUCAGUUUUAGAGAAUGUUUUUCCGCAUAGAGAUAGAAGACAAUUAAAAGCAAAAUUUAAAAGAGAACAAAAUGAAAAUCCAAAUAUCCUAGAUGAUAUUAUUAAAGGAAAAAUCAAUUAUGAUAUGGAUGACUAUAGAAAACAAAGGGAGGAAGUUAGUAAACAAAAGAAAGAAAGAGAAGAAAAAAUGAACUUAAAGAAUGAUCUAAUGAAAUUAGCAUCUGAGAAUGCCGAUCCUGAUGCAUCAGAUAACGAAAAUGAUUUAGACCCCGAUCUUAGAAGAGCGAGUGGUAGCUAUGGUUCAGGUACAUUAGGUUCAGGAAAAUCAAAAUCGAGCAUUGGUCGUUACCAGGAGGAAGUCGUUAUGGAUACCCAACAGUACGAACAACAACAACAACAACAACAAACCCAUGCAUAUGACCCUUAUUCAAUGGAUAAUGAUUAUUAUGGUACAAAUGACUAUGAUUUUUAA